AGGGCUUUUGAAAACUGGGAAGGUGGAUCCAAAUCUUGCGUUCUGCCAUGUAAUGACAAGGACUGGUGAGAAGAAUCAAGCCCUGGAUGCAGGGAGACAAGGGAUCUUCCUACCUGAGGUGUGGAGCAGUCACCCGGCAGCAGACAUCUGCUUGCAGAUGAAAUACUUGUCCUGUAGCAGUUUCCAGGCCGUUAUGGGACUGAGUCUGGGGCCAUUACAUGGCGGCUGAUCCUUCUGCAUGGGGAACUCGGGACUGAGAGAAGAUUUUGACUCGAAAGCACAGGAAAGCUAGGACCACCAUGAAGACACUGACUCCCAGAGAGCAGGCAAAAGGUUUGCCUUCUAAGGCUACUGAUAUAUUCCAAAAGGAGAAGAGGAAGCCUGGAUUACAGGAGCCAGUUACCUUUGAGGAUGUCACCGUGGUCUUCACAGAGGCAGAAUGGGAAAGACUGAGCUCCGAGCAGAAGACCCUGUACAAAGAGGUGAUGCUGGAGAUCUAUGGGAAUCUGCUCUCCUUGGGUGAGGCAGAACCAAAGUCAGCAACUCACCCUGACUCUUCCGGCCUGCUGCCUUCCUCCUGUCGGCAAUUCCUCAGCCAACACGUGCUUCAGAUCUGCCCAGGCGUGAGCGCAGAGCACCACUCCCACCCGGGGGCUUCCAGUGUGGGGCAUGGGAAGCACUCAGAGGAGAAGCCAGAGCAGCAGGAUUCUGGUCAGGGCUGCUGGAGUGAAAACUCAGAUGGUCAAGAGAAAGAAGACAUCUCCAAACGCUUGUGUGUGAAGAUGAGGCGGAGAAAGACUUCCAGGACAUUCUUUAGCUCAGCCCAGAGAAAGUCUGCAAGAGAAGACCAUAUAGGGGUAGUAGAGCCCAACUCCACUCGACCAAUGAUGUCUGCGGGAACAAAGAGAGCGAUGAAGGAAUUAGAAGCCUCAGGGCGUGGAGCAGUCAACCAGAGAGAAGACGGACCGGAUGUUGGUCUAAAGUCAAAUGUGAUCACCAACCAGAAGUCCUUCCUCCGGGAGAAGCCCCAUGUGUGUAGCGAGUGUGGGCGAGGCUUUAGUUACAAGUCAGUUCUCCUCAUACACCAGAGGACACACUCAGGGGAGAAGCCAUGUGUGUGCCAGGAGUGUGGCCGAGGUUUUAACUACAGGUCAACCCUCCUCAUACACCAGAGGACACACUCAGGGGAGAAGCCUUACAUGUGCCUCCAGUGUGGCCGAGGUUUUACCCAAAAGUCAGGCCUUCUUAACCACCAAAAUACACACUCAGGCGAGAAGCCACACAUGUGCAAGGAGUGUGGGCGAGGCUUUACCCAAAAGUCAGUCCUCUUCAUGCACCAGAGGACACACUCAGGGGAGAAGCCACAUGUGUGCAAGGAGUGUGGGCGAGGCUUUACCCAGAAUUCAUCUCUCAUCAGACAUCAGAGGACACACUCAGGGGAGAAACCACAUGUGUGUAAGGAGUGUGGGCGAGGCUUUAGCCACAAGUCCCACUUGAUCUCACACCAGAGGACACACUCAGAUAAGAAGCCAUAUGUGUGCGGUGAGUGUGGGCGAGGCUUCACCCAGAAGUCAGGCCUCCUGAUCCACCAAAGGACACACUCCGGGGAGAAACCGUAUGUGUGCAAGGAGUGUGGCCGCGGCUUUACCCAGAAGUCCCACCUCAUCAUCCACCAGAGUACACACUCAGGUGAGAAACCACAUCUGUGCAAGGACUGUGGGCGAAGCUUUAGUCACAAGUCAACCCUCGUCAUCCACCAGAGGACACACUCGGGCGAGAAGCCCUAUGUUUGUGGAUGUGGCCGAGGGUUUACCCAGAAAUCAGUCCUCCUCAUGCACCAGAGCACACACUCCGGGGAGAGGCUGUAUGUUUGCAACGAGUGUGGCCGAGGCUUUAAGUGGAAGUCAGGCUUCCUGUACCACCGGAAGACGCACUCUGGGGAGAAACCCUAUGUGUGUGGUGAGUGCGGGCGACGCUUUACCCAGAAGUCAGGCCUCCUCAUGCACCAGCGGACACACUCAGGGGAGAAGCCCCAUGAGUGUCAGGAGUGCGGGCGAGGCUUUACCCAGAAGUCCGGCCUCCUCAUGCACCAGCGGACACACACCGGGGAGAAGCCUCAUGGGUGUCAGGAGUGUGGGCGGCGCUUCAGCUCCAAACAAAGCCUCCUUCGCCAUCAGCGGGCUCACUUGGGAUAAGCCCCAGGCCUGCCAUGAGGAUGGCCCAGACAGCAUCAGGCACACUCCGAUGUCUGCCGUGAGUAUGGCCAAGGGUUUAACUGAGUCCUUCCUCUGCCUGAGGACACAAAACAGAAGGUCUAUGCAGGGAAACUGGGGAGCAAUUGGAGAAAAGGGCACUAUUCCCUCUACAUCAGAGAACAGGGUUUUUAAAAAAAUCAUUUUAUUGGGGGGCUCUUAUAAAUCUUAUAGUAAUCCAACAUUCAGUUGUAUU
Messenger RNA from Echinops telfairi (small Madagascar hedgehog), 2448 nucleotides. RefSeq names its product zinc finger protein 343-like. Gene Ontology annotation, biological process: regulation of transcription by RNA polymerase II; central nervous system development. The record is from RefSeq and is a predicted model, not a curated record. The coding region runs from base 300 to 2195 and encodes 631 amino acids. Gene Ontology annotation, molecular function: DNA-binding transcription factor activity, RNA polymerase II-specific; RNA polymerase II cis-regulatory region sequence-specific DNA binding. Lineage: Eukaryota; Metazoa; Chordata; Mammalia; Afrosoricida; Tenrecidae. The transcript is spliced from 5 exons. Gene Ontology annotation, cellular component: nucleus.